UGAUAAGUACCCACUGGCAAUUCGUGAGAGCAGCUUGAAUGCCAAGUUCGAAACAAACUUUUUAACUAAAACAAUUUAAUCUUAAUAUCUUGAGUUGCUUUAUUAAUUUAUGUGUUGAAGUGUGAAAUAUUUUUGUAUUAAAUUGAUAAAACUAGUCAUUACUAUGAGUAAACUAAACAAAUUUAUAAGUUACACUAUAAGAGGCGCUUUAUUUGGAGCAACAGUAUUUGGUUCACAAGAAUUAGGUAUAUGGAAAGAUGGUGAAACAUCACGGGAAAUAGCUAAAAUCAUCAUUGCAAUUUUAACUCCUAUAGCCAAAAAAGCAGAGUCAGAAAUGCCAGAACAAGUAAAAUCAUUGCCAUCUGUAGAAAAUUUAAAAUCCACAUCGACAGCAUGUUGGAACAAAGGUGUGUAUAAUGCUGGCGAGUUUGUUAUCGAUGUACCCAACAAAUGUGUCUGUGCGGCCAAUAAAGCAUAUCAAUUGGUUGAAGUACAAGUGAAUAAAUCCAAAGAAAAUUAAUAAUGAUCUAUUAUCGUAUUGAGUAAAUAAAACCAUGUACCAUGUUAAUAUUUAAUAGGAAUUUGUUCUCUAAUUAUUUAUAACCAUUUGUUGUUGAAAUAUUAAGUAGAUUAUUUGAUAUGUUAUUUACACCAUCUACUGUACUUAAUUUGUUCAAUAUAAAGCAAUUAAAAUAAUAAAACAAUA
Molecule: messenger RNA, 706 nt
Organism: Aphis gossypii (cotton aphid)
Lineage: Eukaryota; Metazoa; Arthropoda; Insecta; Hemiptera; Aphididae
Exons: 3
Coding region: 164-520 (118 amino acids)
Biological process (GO): cristae formation
Cellular component (GO): mitochondrial crista junction; MICOS complex
Source: RefSeq, a predicted model, not a curated record